UCUCGUUCAACUGGUAGAACUAUCAAAACAGACAUUAAGAAAGUUUAGUGUGAGAGAAAGUGUCAUGUUAAAAAUUCUAUCAACAUGACUUCGUGGCAUAGAAAUAUUUUUUAUUUUUUUGCGCUAAUUUUUAAUUUAAUUCAUUUAAUAAAAUCACAACAAUUUCAACAGCAGGGGCAAGGAAUGCAUGCUCCAAUACAACAGCAUCAACCAGAUUUUGCAUAUCAACAGAUUCAACAACCUGUACAGGGUGAAGCUCAUAGACCAUGGUAUGAAAGUUUACCAGCUGUAGCAAUGGAUUAUAAAGUUCAUAUUGAUGCCGGAAAAGAAGAUUGUUAUUUUCAAUAUGUUCAACCGGGUGCAACAUUUUAUGUUGCAUUCAGUGUUGUACGAGGUGGUGAUGGUAUGGCUGGUUUUGCUGUUCGUAAUCCAGCUGGACAAAUAGUUAAACCAUAUCAAUGGCAACCAUCUGCUGAUUAUACAGAUCAAACAUCUCCUGGUGGUUAUUAUUCUGUUUGCAUAGAUAAUCAAUUUUCUCGUUUUGCUGGAAAAUUAAUUAAUAUUUAUAUUACUGUUGUUAAAUAUGAUGCAUGGGAUAAAUAUGCAAAAGAAAUUGAAGAAUUACAAUUGAAUAUGCAAAAUUUUACUCAAGUAAUUGGUACAGUAGAAAGAAAUAUUAAUGAUAUGUUAACAUAUCAAUCGCACAGUAAAAGUCGUGAGGCUAGAGAUUAUGCUCUUCUAAUUGAUAAUAAUUCAUACGUACAAAAAUUCUCGUUAGCUCAAAUUUUUAUCAUAUUAAUUACAUGUUCUGUUCAAGUACUAUUUGUUAGAAAACUUUUCGAUGUUAAAACAGGUUCCAGUGGUUCGAGAAGUAGAAUUUAGAAUUAUUUAAUAAAAUAUAUAUAUAUAUAUUUUUUUACAUUAUCUGGACAACAGUGUUAAUAACAAAUCGGUUAAGAAAAAAAAAAAAUAGAACGGAAAAUAUUAAUAAAUUGUAUUCAUUCCUCUAUUAAAACUCAUUCCUAUUUUUAAUUCAUAUUCAGAGUAGAUCGUACUUAAAAUAAAGAUUGUUUAAAAUAUUUUUGUAUACUAAAAAUAUAUAUGUAUAUAGGUAUAUAUUUUUAUAAAAUAAAAAAAUUUAUUUUUAUAUCGUCUCUGUAAGAUAAAACAAAAAAAGAAAAAAACAGAAGUUUAAAUUAAAAUUUUUCUACCAAAACUAUGUA
This is a messenger RNA of Condylostylus longicornis, 1223 nucleotides long. RefSeq names its product transmembrane emp24 domain-containing protein B (gene loj). The record is from RefSeq and is a predicted model, not a curated record. Gene Ontology annotation, biological process: endoplasmic reticulum to Golgi vesicle-mediated transport; intracellular protein transport; Golgi organization. NCBI's taxonomy places the organism in Eukaryota, Metazoa, Arthropoda, Insecta, Diptera, Dolichopodidae. Gene Ontology annotation, cellular component: Golgi apparatus; endoplasmic reticulum; endoplasmic reticulum-Golgi intermediate compartment. The coding region runs from base 85 to 882 and encodes 265 amino acids. The transcript is spliced from 4 exons.